Molecule: messenger RNA, 3039 nt
Organism: Eimeria mitis
Lineage: Eukaryota; Apicomplexa; Conoidasida; Eucoccidiorida; Eimeriidae
Exons: 8
Coding region: 1-3039 (1012 amino acids)
Source: RefSeq, a predicted model, not a curated record
AUGCUGCUGCUGCAGGCAGCAAGCAGCAGCAUCACCAAUGCGCUGCAGCAGGUGGUCCAUCAAGACAGAGGCCUACAAACAGCAGCAGCAGUUAUCGAUGUCUGCGUAAGGCAUGCAACAGCACUCGCGCUGCAGCAGCAGCAGCAGCAGCAGCAGCAGCAGCAGCAGCAGCAGCAGCGGAGACGCAUGCGAUACGCACACAGUGCUGCUGCUGCAGCACUAGCCGACGUAGCCCUAAAGAUAGACCUCAGGAAGAAACGGCGCGACGCAGAGGCGGACCAGGUGGACCCCAAAGUCGAUGCCGCCCUCCGCAGAGAUCUCAGAGCAAGGCAAGCCUUCUCCUGCUUGCUGCUGCUGCUGCUGUUGCUGCUUUCUAUCAACGCGGAUUUGAAAUCUCUGCGCCAGUUCGAAGCAAAACUCCUCCAGAGCCUUUUUGUCCUCUAUGCAAAGACUCUGCGUUCCCCCGAGAUUGCUGGGGCGCCCAUGGUGCUGGCAGCACUGCGAGGUGUCUGUACACUCGGAGAUUUCGUGCGUGAUGAUUUGCUGCUGGACUUUCUGCUGCUGCUGCGCGAAGCAGCAGCAGCAAACCCCGCGCUGCUGCUGCAGCAGCUGGGGCCAGCAGCUGCUGCAGCUUGGGUCCUCGUGCCGCUGCUGCUGGCUAGAAAACUCAGAAGCGCUCUUCAGGGGGAGGAGGUGGAGCAGCAGCAGCAGCAGCAGCAGCAGCAGCUUGCCACUGCCGUGCUGAUAUUGCUGCUGCUAUGUUUGUUCUUGCUGCUGCUGCUGCUGCUGCUGCUGCACCAAGUGCCUAGCAGCGGCGGAUCCUUCUUUGACCCCCCCAGCAGCAGCAGCAACAGCAGCAGCAGCAGCAACAGCAGCAGCAGCAGCAGCAGCAGCAGCAGCUUUGAUACGAGGUUUGCGUACAAGCUGCUGCGGGCCCUGGAGCUGCUGCAGCAGACUCCGCAGCUGUGGGGCGGUGGGGGGGCGCAGCAGCAGCUGCAGCAGCAGAUGGCGCGUACAGCAACAACUGCAAAGGGUGUAGCUGCUCUCCGUGUUGAUGGAGAUUUCGGGUGUAUAGGCAGCUGCAGCACCGGCAACACAGGAAGCACUGCAUGCGUACAAGCGCUGCUGCCUCUAGGAUGUGUCUUUCUUGCUGCUGCUCCCCUUGCUGAUCUCUCUAUCGGCAGACAGAUAGUGAAGAGGCUGCUGCGGCUGCUGCAGCAGAUGCCCCGACUCCGCACCGCAGUGACACCUGAAGGAGCCACGGAUGCAGGCUGCGACCCGCAGACGAGCGAUGCUGCAUUAGCUGCCCUUGGGCUUGUCCCGGAGCAGCAGCAGCAGCUGCUGCAGCAGGUGGAGCAGCAGCAGCAGCAGCAGCAGCAGCAGCAGAAGAGGAAGAAGCUGCUGGAGGAGCACACGGGUGCAGCAACAGAAGCAGCACGAACAACAUGCAGCUGCUGCGCAGCAGCAGACUGCACCGCCAUGGAUUUCUGCUGCUUCACUGCUGCUGACGAGCAGCAGAUGCUGCAGCAGCUGUUCAUGCAUACACCACAACCAGCAGCACUCAAAAGCCAGCAGGUUGCUGCUAGAGCUGCUGCUACAGGUGCUGUCAAACCUGCAAAAGCUGCUGCUGCUGCUUCUGCUGCUGCUGCUCCUGUUGCUGCUGCUGCUGCUGCAGCUCAGAGUGCGCAGUCUCACUCCGCUUCAACGCAGCAGCAGCGGCAACAGCAGCAACAGCGGCAGCAGCAGCAGCAGCAGCAGCAGCGGCAGCAGCAGCAACAGCAGCAGCAGUUGCAGCUUCAAAAGAAAGAGAAACAGACGCAGACACAGGUCCAGCAGCAACAACCUGGGAACCAACAGAACGGCAGCAGCAGCAGCAACAGCAGCAGCAGCAACAGCGGCAGCAGCAACAGCAGCAGCAACAACAACGGCAGCAGCAAGAACUCCGCUGCAUUCCGCAGACGUCAGCGCAGGCGUGCAGCAGCAGCAGCAGCAGCUGCUGCUGCUGCUGCAGCGGCGGAGGCUACAGCAGCAGGGCCUUCUGCUGCUGCUGCAGCUACAACAGCAGCUCCUUCUGCUGUGGCUGCAGCAGCUGCUGGUGAUGCUCCCGCUGUGGAUGCAGCAGCAUCUGCUGCAGCUGCGGCUCCUGCCGAUGCUGCUGAAGGUGAAGCAGCUGAUGCCGUCGCUCCUGUAGCUGCUGCAGCAGUUGCUGCUGCAGCAGUAGCUGCAGAUACGCCUGCAGCAGCUGCAGCAGCUGUCCCUGCAGAAGCUGCUGCAUCUGCUGCAGCAGCUGCUGCAUCUGCUCCUGCAGCAGCUGCUACAUCUGCUCCUGCAGCAGCUGCUGCGUCUGUUCCUGCAGCAGCUGCUGCAGCUGUCCCUGCAGCAGCUGCUGCAGCUGUCUCUGCAGAAGUUGCUUCAUCUGUUCCUGCAGCAGCUGCUGCAGCUGUUCCUGCUGCAGCUGCUGCAUCUGUUCCUGCUGCAGCUGCUGCAUCUGUUCCUGCUGCAGCUGCUGCAUCUGUUCCUGCAGCAGGUGCUGCAUCUGUUCCUGCAGCAGCUGCUGCAGCCGCUCCUGGAGCAGCUGCUGCAGCCGCUCCUGCAACAGCUGCUGCAGCUGUUCCUGCUGCAGCUGCUGCAGCUGUUCCUGCAGAAGCUGCUGCAACCGCUCCUGCAGCAGCUGCUGCAGCCGCUCCUGCAACAGCUGCUGCUGCUGUUCCUCCUCUGGAUGCUGCUGCUGUUCCUGCUGCAGACGCUGCAGCUGCACCAGCAGCAGCUGCUGCAGCAUUACCUACAGCAGCAGAUGCUGCAGCUGUGCCUGCUGCUGCAGAUGCUGCAGCUGUUCCUGCAGAAGCUGCAGCAGCAGCAACAGCUUCAACUGAAGCAGCAGCAACUGCAGCUGCAGCUGCUCCAACUGCUGCAGCUGCUGCAACUGCUGCAACUGCAGCAGCUGCUGCAGCUGCUCCAACUGCUGCAGCUGCUGCAACUGCAGCAACUGCAGCAGCUGCUGCAGCUGCACAUAGUGUAGAGGAAGCGGGUGCUUCAUGA